AUGGAAUAUUAUACAGAAAUAUCAAAUGAACUAAAAAAUAAAUAUAAUCGGCAUUAUAAUUUGUAUCAGAAACAAUAAUUAGAACAUAAAGUUCUAUGUUAUAAAAAUAGUAAUGAGGAUCCAUUAAAAUAUCAAUAAUGCAUUGAUGAUAUCAAUACAAGGAUGAAUAUGAAUUCCACAACACUUAGGAAUAGAUACAAUCAAAUUGAAAUAGAUGAUAAAGAUUGUCAUGGUAAAUGCUAUGAAGAUCCAAAAUGUAUGAAAGGAUGCGAAGAUUAAUCAAGAAAAAAAGCAAAUUAAUUAUAAGAAUAAUUUUAUAAACUUAUGCUAUAAGAAAAUCCAGAAUACAAAAAAUUGUAAUGA
Molecule: messenger RNA, 363 nt
Organism: Paramecium tetraurelia
Lineage: Eukaryota; Ciliophora; Oligohymenophorea; Peniculida; Parameciidae
Exons: 2
Source: RefSeq, a predicted model, not a curated record